GGGCCUCAGGGGGCGGGGCCUAAGGCGGCAGACAUCGAGGAGUUAACGUCAGCAGGUCACAAAGCGCUGCAGGACGGACGCACUGAGCGCGCUCUGAGCUGCUUCCACGCCGCGCUGGACGCUGCAGCACAGCUGCAGGACUCCCGGGUACGGCGAGCCUGCCUCUUUAACCUCGGCGCCGCCUAUGUGGCGGCGGGCCGGCCUCAGGAGGGGCAGGACUUCCUGCGGCGAGCUCAGCCGGGUCCGAAGGCCGACCGGCUCCCGGACCUGCAAUUCAACCUGGCGCUGGCCCACGAUGCACUGGGGCGGAGCCAGGAGGCCGCCACCCACUUCCUGCGGGCAGCGCAGCUGUACCGGUCGCAGGGAGACGGCGGCGGCGAGGGAGACGCCUGCAGUGCCAUGAGCCACUGCUACAGCAGAGACCAGGACUGGACUCUGGCGGUUCAGGGUUUUCUGAGGGCUGCAGAGAGCUACAAGGUGGCGGCCAUGUUGGAUUCUGCAGCCGACGCCCUCAAAGAGGCAGGAAGUCACAUGACCCAGUCGGAUCAGUUCAAGCGUGAUGACAUCAUCGGCGUGCUGACAGAGUGCCUUAGUUUGACAGAAAGCAUCACGGAGCCGAGGAUUCUGGGUGAGCUGUACCUGUCGGUGGGCGUGUCUUACUGCCGGCUCAGGUGUUUCCAGGAGGCGGUGCAGUGUUUCCAGGUGGCUCUGGGCCCUGCAGCCCAGCAGCCCCCCCUGCUGGCCCGAGUCCUGCACAACCUGGGAGCUGCCCUCAACGCUGUGGGCCAGUUCACACCUGCUGUAGGCUACCACCGACAGGCCGCCGCCCUCUACGGCUCUCUGGGUUGCCGUGGGGACCAGGCGAGGUGUUUCAGUAACCUGGCGGUGGCGUGCUCUGGGCUGGGAGACGACGAGGACGCAGCAGAGAGUCUCCUUCACGCUCUGCAGGGCUUCAGAGACACACAGGACCACCUGGCCCAGGUGCAGGUGUGUGAGUCGUUGGCAGAGUGUUACCUGAAGCAGAAGAAGCACCAGAAAGCUGUCUCACUGUAUAAACAGGCCCUAACGGCCCUGUCUCACUGCCAGGUGAGUUCUGCUGCUGUUGGAGAUCGUCUGGUGGAGCGUCUGACUGCAGCUCUGCAGCGCUCCUUUUUUCAGAGGCCACGCCCACUCAGGCCACGCCCCCAUACUCCGCCUCCUCACAGGAACAGUGACAUCACAGACAGAGCAUCCAAUCAGCAGCCAGAUGGUCAGAGGGGGGAGGGGCAAGUCUCACCUGUCCCAGGUGAGCUGUGGUCGGACACAGAGAACAGUGAAACCUCAUUGGUCCAGGAGGCAGAGGCCCCGCCCUCCCCCCCUGCUGACAUCAGAGAGGCCACGCCCCCCGCCGCCAGGUGGAGGUCUCGGUUCUGCUCCCUGAUGUAGACUCACCUGAUGUAGACUCACCUGAGUCAGCAAAAACUGCUGCUCUCACCACAUAAAUACUGUAGAAUACCGUAAAAAAACUAUAAAAAACUA
Molecule: messenger RNA, 1518 nt
Organism: Centropristis striata (black sea bass)
Lineage: Eukaryota; Metazoa; Chordata; Actinopteri; Perciformes; Serranidae
Product: tetratricopeptide repeat protein 24
Exons: 11
Molecular function (GO): protein binding
Source: RefSeq, a predicted model, not a curated record